Monoraphidium neglectum is the source of this 702-nucleotide messenger RNA. Its product is annotated as putative 6-phosphofructo-2-kinase PB17E12.14c. Lineage: Eukaryota; Viridiplantae; Chlorophyta; Chlorophyceae; Sphaeropleales; Selenastraceae. Gene Ontology annotation, biological process: fructose metabolic process; fructose 2,6-bisphosphate metabolic process. Gene Ontology annotation, cellular component: cytosol. The transcript is spliced from 7 exons. Gene Ontology annotation, molecular function: fructose-2,6-bisphosphate 2-phosphatase activity; ATP binding; 6-phosphofructo-2-kinase activity. The record is from RefSeq and is a predicted model, not a curated record. The annotation marks the transcript as partial.
AUGGACGAGAGCAGCAGUGGAGGCUUCGCGUUUCGUGGGGCUCCUAAUAGCGCGCCGGACGGCUUUCUUCGUCCAGCAAGCAGUAUUAAAGAGCUGAAGGAGCUCGUGCGCAAGGUGAUCUCCUUCAAAGAUCUGCGCCUCGUCAGCACCGACGGCUGCGAGGACUACACGGAGGCUGACCUCUGGGCCGAGCGGCGGCGCUCCAACCCCUCGUCCAAUGGCCCCUCCAGCAGCAGCAACAUCGACGCACACAUCCCGUCGGGCGUGACAGUGGACAAUGGCCGGCUGGCGGUGGUGAUGGUGGGGCUGCCCGCGCGCGGCAAGACGUUCCUGUGCAAUAAGCUGCUGGCGUACCUCAAUUGGCUGGGCCACCCCACGUCGCACUUCAACGUGGGCAACUACCGCCGGAGGCAGCGCGGGGACGAGCGGCAGGAUGCGUCCUUCUUCGACCACAACAACGCGGUGAGGGGGUGCGGGGGGUGGCGCGGGGGUGACGUAGGGCAGGCGGGCCGUGCGGCGCGCGAGCUGGCGUUCAGGGCUGCGCUGCAGGACAUGAUCUCGUGCCUGGUGCAGGACCGCUGCCAGGUGGCAAUCUAUGACGCCACCAACAGCACUUGCGAGCGCCGGGCCGUGCUGGCGAGUGAGCUCAAGGCAGCGGGGCUGCGAUUCCUGUUCAUCGAGUCCAUCUGCAACGAGCCGCAG